AUGACGACUAGCAGCAGCAAUCGGUCUUGGUCAGUGACGGAGGAACCCUUAUCAUCAAUUAUCUCCAAUCCUGUUCUUGCUGUCGAAGGAACUUUGGCUAACUCACUUUUGGACUCGGAUUCCGAAUCUUUAUCGGCUACGGAGUCGGGACUCCCGCAACUCACAAAUAUAAAUACUACUGAUAGUCUUAUCUCAAUUAGCCAAAGUGAAAUCUUGGCGAAUUUUUCGACACUCAAAAAAUUUGUAUUCAAGAGAGAUCUGCCUACAGUGGGGAUUUCUGAAUCAAUAAAAACUGGAAAUGAAACCCAUGUACUGAAGCAGAAUUUUUAUGACAAGUCAGGUUCACAAUCCAUCUAUGAACAAUAUUCUUUAUUAACUUCGUCAGAAACAUAUGAAAGAACACAUUAUUUAGGAAUUGAUGAAAGGAAAGAAUAUAUCAAGGGAAAAAGAGAGCUUGAAAUGGGAAAAAUUAAAGUUGACGCCAUACCAUCUGUUGAAGACACAUCUGGUCUUAUUCAAGAGAGAAUAGAAAAGGAUCAUGACAGACUAUACGAUGAGAAACAAGGUGCUUUAGAUAUGAUUAAAAAUAUGGAUGAAAAAAACGAAAAUUCAACUAAACUAUGUAUUAUCACAAAAUUAGAAAUUCAAAAUGAACCUGCAAUGGAGCAAAAAGAAGGUCAGCUUGCAGUGAUAAAGAACAAAGAUGAAAUGAAGGGAAUAGAAGAAACUGAGUCUAAGUUCGAUGAUACUUUUAAAGAGGACACAAGAAACUUAGAACUGAGAAGAAAUAUCUCUGUAAAAUUGUUAGAAAUGGCUCAGGAAUCCAGACUAGCUUAUGAUACUACUCAAACUAAAGUAGAAGAUGAUACUGUAGCUUGUGAACAACGACAGAUAGAAGAGGCGGAAUAUGCUUUAGUAGAUGGCCUAUCGUCUGUCCAUCUUGGGUUUAAGCCACUUAUAGACUCAAAGACCAGUAAGAUUGAGAUUCGUGAUCCUAGACCUAUUAAAAGUACUAGCCCUGUUGACUUCUCGCCCUCAGCUUCCUUCUUGUUCCGUUCUUUAUCAGCUGAAGCGUACAAAAAAACUCCUUGGCAAUGUUUGUGCAAAACCAAAUCAAAAAGUAGACAAGAACUUGGCGGGGAUACGACUGUCUCCAGGCUUUCUGCUUCACCUACAUGUAGCAUUCUUGACGAGGAACCUGCAAUUAUAGACAAAACGAGUGAUGCUACAAGUUGGUCUGUAGCUUCUUCAGAAGUCUUUAUGUCUGUGACGCAAUCAGAAAUCAUCGAAAGCCCUCUUCCUUCUCUUCCUCAAAACCCAAAAAAAAUGAAACAGGAGCCCCAUCAACGGAAACCCGAUUGUUCACAACGUCCUCUUCAUCCACAUAAUUUGCAAUGCAAUGCCACAGAUAAAGAGUCUGUGAUUGAUUCUCAUAAAUGCUUGGUGCAGAAUGAAUACAAGCCGAUUUUCAGGAUGGCGAAACCAUAUGUGGGCCGUCGCAAGUCUUUGCAAAAGUUGCAGCAAGAGGAAGAGAUAACUAAGACAUCAGAGAUGGCGAAAACACAGUUGGGGGGGUGGUUCUUACAAAAGAGGGAAGAAAAGCUAGAAGGGAGCGACUUUAUUUCAACUAAGGCGAGAGAUGAAUGUCGCCCCACACGAAUGCAAAAGCAUUGGAAUCCUACUAUCAAACCUGCCAUUACACAAUUAUCUUCUCUAUCCAUUGAGUCAGGCGAACAUAAAGUACGUGGACGGCAGGAUCAGAAGAGGGCAGCGGCUGCUCGUGCCCAAGAUCGACAUUGGCAUCGGCAACAGGUGUGUCUAUAG
Molecule: messenger RNA, 1824 nt
Organism: Protopolystoma xenopodis
Lineage: Eukaryota; Metazoa; Platyhelminthes; Monogenea; Polystomatidea; Polystomatidae
Source: the annotation of a GenBank genome assembly